UAUUGGCUCGUCACAACGUCGCAUCGUGUGCCGAAUUCUCGAAGUCAGACAAAGAAAUCCUAGUUUUCAUAAUGGCUCGAACACAUGUGUCACCGUUCAGUUAAUCGUGGGCUUUGGGUCAGUGAAGUGAUACGUAGACGAUUUAGACGAAGAUGCCGCGAGCCCAGGACAUCCUGUCGGGCGCGGUGCUGUGGACUACAAGUUUGAUAAUCCUUCAAAUUGUUGCCGAGAACUUUGAUUUGAAGCAAGUAACUGCUGAACAUUCGGGAAUAACUGGUGAUUUUCAUGUUUUUGAUCGAGCUAACUUCCUCAACGCGGAUUGGUCCCAAGAAGACCUCGUGAAGCUUAGGCAAGCGAUGAACGAGCACGUGAGUCGACUCAGAGUCGAGCUUGAAGAAUACAAUUUUUCUCCAAGAUCUCGUCGAUCAGAACGCACAACCAUACGAUCUCCCAGUGUAACGGGAAUGAAUCGUAUACCUAGGACCAACUUAAACGCAACUGCCAGCCAACUCGAAAUUCAGGGUACCAUCAGUUGUUUUGUCUGGAAUGGCGAAAGUUUCUGCAUUCUUGGCGGUACAAUAUUCGUAUUUAAAAAAGGCAAAGCGGAACCUUUUUUGAGUGGCUUACCAAUCGGCACAAACGACCACGUCAAAACGCAUGUUUACGAUGAUGUUAUUUUCCUGACCAUUUACAACAAGACUUCGUUGCGUUUGUAUUUGCUUGAAAGUCCUGGCUGGAUGACACUCAUUAGUAUCCAACACAUUACUGCUGAAGUACUAGAAGACUGUGUAUUUUUCGAAAAUCAAGGAACUCUGUACAUGGCAUUGGCCAUCCAACUCGGUACCAUGCAAUACGCUAGUAAUGCCGGCAUGCAGUGCGUAAUCUAUGAGUGGUUGGGGACAACUAUGGAUAUGAAACACUCGUUUCCGGCUCCCGAACUUAGGAAGAUAAGCGCCCUCCAGUCAAGCGAUUCUGUACAUUUAGUGUUGAUUCACGGAAACUCCUCCAUCCAUUUGAGGCGAUUUACCGAUCUCGAAGAAACGGAGCUGCUGGAGAUUAUCGAUAUUGAUCUUGAUCAUCUCUACCAGUUGGAUGCCUUUGUAAUGAAUUCGCAGUGGUGUCUACUUUUGGCGGGUUCUUCUGGUUCCGCUAAUUCCUUCAUCUACUGCUUGCAAGAUCAAAGGUUGUUACAGUGGCAAGUACUGCUGCACAAUCAAACAUUUAGCUCUGUUUCGUGGAUGCGUAUUCAACAAGAUGGAAUCCGUGAUGGUUACGAGUCAGUAAUUCUCAUCUUUAAUGCUUUCGAUUCUCAGAACCAGUUUGAGUUCUACGCCUCAGAUACAUCCGGUCACUUUACUCGCAUUUUUGUUUCACCUAAAUUCCCACUUGAUGGCCUUCCUGUUGCUUCUCUGGCUCUCUUAGAUGAGCCAAACUCUGCACAUCUUUACAUGAUCACCACCGUCGCGAAUAAAUUCUUUUUAGAAGGAUUUGCAAUCCAGUUGUCUGAACAAUUUCACGACGAGCCUGCAAUGGAUCCUUUGCUGCAAUGCCUUUCCGACGUGGAUUUCCUUGUUUCAAAGCGUGAUACCAGCGCUGUGGGCCACGUCGAAAACUUUAAAAACAACAUGGUACACUUCCAAGACAAUAUCACCAUUAACGGCACCCUCGUUAUAAGUCAAAUGGAUUAUUCUCAAACUCCAGUAAUAGAUACAGUCAAGGUAUUGUACAACUUUAGUGAAGAAUUUAAAAAGCCGAAGGAAUUGGAAAAUUCCAUGAAGGAAUUGGAGUUGGCGGCAAAGAAAAUCUCGAUGGAAUUACCUAGCUUGCUGUAUGCCACCAACUCUUCGUAUACAGGCCGUUUGCAACUAAAUGGAAAAGUAACGGCUGAUGAGAUCCUUAUCAAUCGAGCCUCUGUCAGAAACCUCAAUGGUCGAGUGUGGGAUGACUUUGUCCGUCAAGCGUGGCGCUACUCUUCACCUCAACAUACUAUUCGUCAAGACAUUCACAUCGGGGAAGUUAAAGCUGAAAACAUUUCAGUUGGCUCAACUGUAGGAGGUUCUCUACCCUCACGUUGGCUUCUUAAAACUGGCGGAGAAAUUACCGGAAGAGCUGAUUUGGCUACUUUGGAUGUCGGUGGUAACAUCACCAUCAAGAACAACUUAAUUAACGGUGUUUCCAUGUCUGACGUCCUGAAGAAGAAUGCACCGCAUGUUGUUCAAGGAUUGAAAAUCUUUGCGGCGAUGAAAAUCACAAACAACAUUUCCGCCGACAGCGUCAACGAGCGAGAUUUCAGGACAUGGGCAGAGAAGUUGGUUUUACAGAAAAGCCAAAAAGAGCAGCAUUUCACCGGAUUUGUUCAUUUGAAAGGGCCAGUCAAGGUUGUUGACCGCUUCCGCAGCGAUUGGAUAAAUGGGAUUAACAUAUCCACGCUCCCCGAAACACUAGUAAACAAGAAUGCUCACCAGAUUGUUACAGGGCCAAUCCGUUUCACCGGUCCACUCCUUGUUGACGAUGCCGAAGUGGAUUCUCUGAACUACGUCCACAUAGAAGAUCUAUUGAGUAAAUCAGGCCAACAAACCAUCAAUGCAACGAUAGACGUCGAUAACUUAGACGUGAUAGGCAAUCUUGUUACUCAAGAUAUUAAUGGGCAAGACGUGAAUGAUUUCGUGUACACCGAUGAAGAUAACGUGCAAGAAGUGUUGGGUCGAGUACAGUUUUCGGAUGCCCUGGUAGUAAAGAACUUGAUAAUAGCAAAUGGAACACUCAAUGGGCUGGACGUUAUCAAAUUGUUGAAUCCGCCAAGUUUGCGAAUCGACUCGCAAAUUCAGGCCAAUGGCGAUCUAACUGCCCACGCUGCGCAUGUCCAGGUGAUCAACAAUGUUGAGCUUUCGAAACUCCGCAAUCUCUACUGGACGAAAUCAACAAACCAGACCAUCGAUGUCAAUGUGAGAAUGCCGUUCGAAGUUAUUGUUAAAGAAAAUGUCACUACUCGGACCUUCAUGGAUCGUUUUCUCGAUCGGGAUUUUUACAAGAUUAAAGCCAACGAAACUUUCAAUGUCGACGUGACAUUUAAAGACGAUGUUACUAUGCAUGGUGACUUGAUCAUUCACGAUCUAAAGGAUAUCAACGGUGUAUUUCUUGCAGCUCUGGAUGAAGAUGUUGUGAAAAAGGAAGGAGAAUUCACAAUUCUUGGCACUAAGACAUUUGAACAGCUGACCAUUCACGGAAGUUUAAAGGUGGAAGAGACUUUUAACAAUCUCAUCAUUCCUCAAGAUAUAGCUUUUCUAAAUCAGCCCCAAACGCUUACAGGUAUUCAUUUCAGCUCCGACGUCAGUGCUGACGGCGAUGUACUCAGUUCUAACGGAAACAUCACACUUAAAACGAUGGCUGGCAUUGUGUUGGAUGACUUUGUCGCGUCCGCGGCCAUGAUUGACGAAGACGCUGUGAUCAACGGCAACAUAAAUUUCAAGCGACAUCUGGACGUCGAAGACCUAGUCAUUAAUCAUUUACUGAACGGGCACGACGUCAAUGACAUCGUACAAAAUGGUUUAAGGAAAGACAACAAGGAUGGCCUGGAGUGGCCUAGGCUUACAGUUCAUGGCAACUUAAAACUUAUGGACUCGAUCGAUACAAAUACUAUCAACGGUUAUGAUGUCGAUGAAUAUUUAAGCCAAGUGGUAGACAUGACAAAUCCCAAAAACAUCACUGGGAAGAAGAAAACAUCGCAUCCGACCACUGUCUUACAGAACGCCACCUUUAACUUGUUCAAUGGUGUUCCACUAGAUUUUUCUACGAUGUUGACAGCCUCUGAUGAUCAAACUAUUACCGGCGACUACACUUUUGAGCAUCUGAUGGCCCAAAAUAUUGACUUGCGUGCCAUCAACGGAAGAAACCUCAGCGAUUUUGUCCAAACAUCUGGUACUAAAGACGUCCAAAUAAUAACCGGAGUUGUGGAUAUCGAGCAUGUGACUGUCGAAAAUUCCCUCAAAAUUGAGAAUCACGUUCUCAAUGGUUGCAACUUGACCGACUACCUCGAUGUAACCAAUUUUACUCACUUCGAGAGUUUGUCGAUACAAAACGGAAUGUUGCUACUAGAUCAACCUGCUGCUAACAAUCCCCAUCUUGCUAUUAUUUCGCUCAAGACUUUGAGAAAGGAUCGACCGCAAGUUGUGACCGGCAAUGUUUCACUCCUGUCUGACAUUAUCAUGGAUAAACUUAACGUUUCAGACAACCAUCUGGGUCCGGUCGAUUUGAACGAAUUUUUACAUGGAUCUAUGCUGAAGUCCACCGAACAAAAUGUAUCAGGCACAAUCAAAUAUCUAAACGGCAUUGAAACAGAUCGUGUUGAGCAUGUUGGCCAUCUCAAAGUGAAGAAUUGGAAUGGCAAAGACGUCAAAGAAAUGAUAGAUCAAGUGGUAUUGAAAACAGGAAAUCUGACUGUUAGAGCAAAGAAGACGUUCCUUGGCGAUUUGGACAUUCAAGGAAACCUUCAAAUAAGCGGGUAUAUUGAUGGUGUCCCGGUAAAUACUUUGGUGAAAACCAAUGAAUCUCAACUACCCCCGGGAACAAAAUUCAAUUCUUUGGUUGUAAAAGAGCAGUUGAAUGUCGCUAGCGGUAUUAUUGAUGGAGUCAACAUUACUUCCAUGUUCCAACAAAGAGUUCCUCUCAGAGGCAAUAGUACCAUAAAGAGCAAUAUAGUCUUCACAAAUGCGGUCACUGCUGAUAACAUUAGCGCGAAGCAAAUCAACAAUCUCAAUAUGAGUGAUGUGGCGCUGAGAACAAUGGCACCCGGUCAAGUCAUCACAGGAAAGAAGAAUCUUAUUGGAUCUAUGCACAUUGAGGGUGACAUAAACGUUGAUUUGUUGAAUGGUCGGAAUCCUGAAGAAAAUGCAGCUUUCAUAGUCUUGAAAGACCAAGAUGCCGAGUUCCAACAAGGAGUGGCUUUCAUCGGUGGAUUAACAGUCUUGAAAGACGUCAACGUUACAAAUUACAACGACCAGAACCUGAAUCAGCUACUUGCUAAUGCAAGUACCGAGAUCGUUGUUCCAGCGAUUGAACCGAAAACCAUUUUUGAAAGAACACCAGCGCUUCCAUUACUACUCUCCUUGCAAAAAUCGGCGGGAAAGUUAUCUAGCUUCGAGUUCUUUGAACAGAUCCAACAGUUUCCUUUCAGCUUCACUCGUGGCUCAAACUUCUCUAUUCAGAUCCAACAUUGUCCCAUUCCUACUAGGAAGCAAAGCAGUACUAGCGACACCGCAGCUGGCAUCCUUGUCGCUACUCAUUCAACAGAUGGAAACAGCUGUAAGCUGAAAAAGUUUUGCCGGUGCCAUCGCUCGAUAACACUUCCUUCGGACACGAAUGGUUAUGUCAACUCACUUCGAAUGCCGAUACGACUGAAGGAUUAUUUGGAAGAAAAAAUGGUUUACGGCGAUAGAGUGCGACUGUUACACAGCCGAGACUACCUGUUUGUCUUUUCCAUAGAGAGCCUUCCUAAUUGCUUAACAGAAAAGGUUACCAUAGCUGUUGUCAAUCCGUUGACAUUCAAAGUGCUAAAAGAAACAGUCUUCGAGUUGAACGAUACGGUAAUUGAUUUAGCUUUGGAGCAACGAAAUAGCGAUGGAGUGGUCGUUCUAGCCAUAGGUCAGAAAAGCGCUGGCGUUUGGAUAUAUACUUUUGAUGGCGACACGCUCCAGUCCCAACAAUUAAUUGCAACGGAAAGAGUGGCUUCCAUUCACUUGACCAGCCAUAAAAAUACGACAUUUUUAGCUGUUGCAUCGUACGGUCUCGAGGCUAUAUCAUCCAUUUGGAAUGCUAGUGAUUCGGGAAAAUUCGAAUAUAUGACGGAAGUCGUCACAUUUGGUGCUACGGAUGUUAUAUUUACGAAAUUAAACGAUGGUGUCUUCGUAACAUUUUCUCAGGACCCGUCGAGUAUUGAAGCUUACUCGGAUAACUGGUCGCAGUUUAAAGUUCCCGCCCAAGUAUUGAUGUACUUUCCCUCGAUUGGAAACUUUGGAGUAGUUCAGCAAUUGGACGUUGACAGGAUAAUUAGUUUAACUAAUCUAGUCAUCAAUGGCGACACGUUCUUGGCAGCGGCAACUUUUACAGGCAAGGUGCGGAUCUACCGGUUAAUUCAAGGACAAGGUUUCCAGGUGGAGCAAGCGUUCAAAUAUCCCGGCGUAAGGUCUAUUACUGGCUACUCCAUUCGAAACGAGACCUUCUUGGCGGCAGCCACUGAAACUCGCAUGGCAAUUUUUGUGGCUCGUUUACGCGGCUUUCAAAAGCCGUCUGUUAAGUUAUGAACAAAUUUUCGCACAAGCACUUGCACACAAAGCACUUGUUUAUUGUUACUCGACAUUUGAGAAACGCGUCAUGCCAUUUCUCACAGUAAUUAUGUUUUUCCCUGUUAAAAGUUUUGCAUGAAAAGAAAAUGUGCUCAGGAAAUUAAAUUUAUGUUCACAUGUU
This is a messenger RNA of Daphnia pulex (common water flea), 6462 nucleotides long. RefSeq lists its product as uncharacterized. Gene Ontology annotation, cellular component: cell surface. Lineage: Eukaryota; Metazoa; Arthropoda; Branchiopoda; Diplostraca; Daphniidae. The transcript is spliced from 27 exons. The record is from RefSeq and is a predicted model, not a curated record. Gene Ontology annotation, molecular function: heparin binding. The coding region runs from base 153 to 6299 and encodes 2048 amino acids.